AUGACGCCAAAUGUGAAUGAUGAUACUGUAAAUGGAUUUGUUGAUGAGAAAUUUGCAAAAGUUUUGGAGGCUUUUAGGUGAGUUUUGAUGACAAAUAUUUCGGGUUUUUGUGGAAAAAUUGGGAAAAGUUUCUUUGAAACUGAUUUUUAAAUUUAAAAUUUUAAAAUCUAGUUUUCCUAACUCAGAGUAGUGUUUAAAAAUUUUCAAUUCAUUUUUUCAUCCCUAGAAAAUACUAUUUUUCAUGCGAAAAUAACAUUUCCCCCAAAAAAAAAAAUGCAAAAAAUAAAAAGAAAACAACGAGACUCCACGUUGACGACUCCCAAAAAGUUAAGCAGUCACAAAAAUAAGCAGUCCCAAAAAAUAAGCAGUCCCAAAAAUAAGCAGUCCCAAAAAGUUAAGCAGUCCCAAAAAAUAAGCAGUCCCAAAAAAAUAAGCAGUCCCAAAAAUAAGCAGUCCCAAAAAUAAGCAGUCCCAAAAAUAAGCAGUCCCAAAAAUAAGCAGUCCCAAAAAAUAAGCAGUCCCAAAAAAUAAGCAGUCCCAAAAAGUUAAGCAGUCCCAAAUUUCUCUGCUUCUCUGCGUCUCUCGUUGAUUAGCAUGCAGAGAGAUAAAUAAGGAGUCCCAAAAUUUUUUUUUUUGAUUUUCUCAAAAAAAAAAUUAUCAACUCGUGAUUUUCCAAAUAUACAAAUCACAAAAAGAAAAUUCUCUUCCGAUAAGGAAUCGCCAAAAGUUCAAAAAUUCCAGAAGAAACUUUGGUCAAGGCGAAGAACGUGAAGGCGCAGCCUUCGCAGUUUAUCACAAAGGCGAGCUCGUUGUGAAUCUAUACGGUGGCUAUGCCGACAAAGAAUCCAAUCGAAAAUGGGCCCCGAAUCAGAAAAGUGUGAUGUUUUCCUCAACAAAAGCUUUAACAUCAAUCGUAAUUGCGAUGCUGGUAGAUCGAAAAUUCAUCAAAUAUUCUGACAGAAUCAUCGAUCAUUGGCCAGAAUAUGGACAAUUUGGGAAGAAUUCCACAACUAUUGAAGAUGUUAUGAGUCAUAAAGCUGGAGUUCCAUAUUUAUCCCAAGAUGUUUCCAUCGAAGAUGUUCGAAACAAUUGGAAAUCUGUGAUGGAAAAAGUGGAGAAAACAAUUCCAGCUUGGAAACCUGGAACAGCUUCUGGCUAUCACGCGGUCACUUUUGGCUUCAUUUUAGAUGGUUUAGUUAGAAAAGUCGACCCGUUAUCUAGAGGAAUUCAAGAAUUUUUCGAUCAAGAAAUCGCUGAACCCUAUGAUUUAGACAUCUCAAUUGGAAUCAGGGAUAAAUCUGAAGUUCCAUAUCUCACAAGAUUGACGACUCCGAGUAUUUGGGAAUUUGCGAGGGAUAUUAUAAAAGAUCCGAAGAUUUUGAUUAUGUUGUGUUUGAUGUAUGUGAGAUUGGAUGAAAUUGUGGAUAAAAUGAGGAGUAAUCCGGAUUGGUUAUUGGUUAAUUAUGUGAGUUUUUAGACUAAUCUGAGCAAUGGCUCAGUUUUUUCAAGAAAAAUCCAGAAAUUCUGCUAUAAAUCAUGGUCUACCCUGAGCAAUCCCUAUAUUAACUUGAAGAAAAAAAUCUGAAUCCAGAAAUUCUGCUAGAAAUUUAAGCCUAACCUGAGCAAUGCCUAAUUUUCUUCAAAAUACAAAAAAAUGCCUAAUCUGAGCAAUCCUGAAUUCAUUUUCAGGUUUAAAAAUCAAAAAUCCGGAAAUUUUAGUCUAAUCUGAGCAAUGCCUAAUUUUCUUCAAAACCCACCCAAUUUCUCAGCCUAACCUGAGCAAUCCCUAAAUCAUUUUCAGUUUGAAAAAUCUGAAAAUCCGGAAAUUCUGCUAGAAAUCAUAGUCUAACCUGAGCAAUGCCUAAUUUUCUUUGAAACCCACCAAAUUUUUCAGCCUAACCUGAGCAAUCUCUAUAUUAUUCGCAAGGAAAAAUAAAAAAAAUCCAGAAAUUUUGCUAGAAAUUUAAGCCUAACCUGAGCAAUCCCCAUUUCAUUUUCAAAAAAAACAACAAUUUUACAGCCUAAUCUGAGCAAUCCCUGAAUUCAUUUUCCAAGAAAAAAACUGAAAAUCUCGAAAUUCUUCUAGAAAUUUUAGCCUAACCUGAGCAAUGCCUAAAUUUCUUCAGAAUACAUCAAAACACCUAAUUUUUCAGCUUAACCUGAGCAAUCCCUAGAUCAUUUUCAGGUUAAAAACUCUGAAAAUCUAUAAUUAUUUUCUAGAAUUUUUAGCCUAACCUGAGCAAUGCCUAAUUUUCUUCAAAAUUCACCAAAUUUUUUUCAGCCUAACCUGAGCAAUCCCUAAUUCAUUUUCAGGAUUAAAAAUCUGAAAAUCCAGAAAGUUGAGCCCAAUCUGAGCAAUGCCUAAUUUUCUUCAAAACUCUCCUAAAUUUACAGAUUAAUCUGAGCAAUCCCUAAUUCAUUUUGAAAAAUUUCCAUUUUUAGGGAAAUCUGAGCAAUGCCUAAAUUCAUUUUCCAGAAAAAAGCUGAAAAUCUAGAAAAUUUUCCAUAAAUUUGAGCCUAACCUGAGCAAUGUCUCAUUCUCUUCAAAACUCUCCUAAACUUUCAGUUAAACCUGAGCAAUCUUAAAUUAAUUUUCAAGAAAAAUUCAUUUUUAGUCUAACCUGAGCAAUCCCUCAUUUUUUUUCAAGAAAAAUUUUGAAAAUCUAGAAAUUUGAGCCUAAUCUGAGCAAUGCCUAAUUUUCUUCAAAACCCACCCAAUUUCUCAGCCUAACCUGAGCAAUCUCUAUAUCAUUUUCAAGAAAAAAUCUGAAGAUCCAGAAAUUCUUCUAGAAACUUGAGCCUAACCUGAGCAAUCCAUAAUUCAUUUUCAAGGAAAAUCCAUUUUCAGCUUAAUCUGAGGAGCAAUCCCUAUAUGAUUCUCAAGAUUAAUCCAGAAAUUCUUCUAGAAAUUUGAGCCUAACCUGAGCAAUGCCUAUAAAAUCUCCAAUGUUUCCAGGACACAAUGGUUCUAAAUGAUCCCGAAAUCGUAUCUCUUCCACUUCCAGCUGUAACUGGAAUCGGAAGUGCCCCAGAUAUUGCAAAAUUGAUGUCUCUAGUUGUGGAAAAUCAGAUUAUCUCAAAUUCCACUCUCAAAAUCCUAUCGCAACCAACUUUGAAUAGUUGGCAUUUGGAAAAAGUGACAAUUUGGCCAGUUAUCAAAGGACAUGGAUUCUUCUAUGAGAAACAUCCGCUAGUUCCGGUAAGUCACAGACUACACUGUAGUCUAGAAAUCUAGGCUAGAAAUACUAUUUACUUUCGUGAUUUGACCAUUUCGUUCAGACAACAUCAAAAAUAAAAUAAAUAAAUAUUGUUUUUUGGAGUUUUUGUGGUCUGAACUUGUGGAUUUUUGAAUUUUGGAGCGAGUCGGGAAAUUAUUUUAGUUAAGUUCUAAAAAUAAGGGAUUAAAAUGAACUUAAGGUGAAGUUAGCGGAAAUUAAGGAUGAAAAUUGAGGCUGAAACUUAUGUUAACUUAAGGUUUAGGCUUAGCUGAAUUAAAAGCUGAAAAUGAGCCGAAACUUUGCUUAAAUUAAGGUUUUUCUAAAUUUAAGGCUUUAAGGUUGAACCUAAGGCUUAGGCUUACUAAAUUUCAGGCUGAAAUUAUAGCUGAAACUUAGCUUAACUUAAAGGUGAAGUCAACGCUGAAAUUAAGGCUUAGGUUUAGCUGAAUUUGAGGCUGCAAGUAGGCCUGAAAUUAAGGCUUAACUUAAGGCUGACCAUAAGGCUUAGCCUUAACUCAAUUUAAGGCUGAAUUUAAGGAAGGCUGAAUUUAAGGCUGAAACCUGUAACUUAGCUUAACUUGAAGCCUAAAACUCCCAAAAAAAAUUGCAACAUUUUCAUACCUUCUCAUAAAAUUUAUGUGGUCAUAAAGUUUAUGGAAAAAAAUAUUUAACAAAUUUUAUUUUUAAUAUUUUUGAAGAACAAUUUUGGGAUUUUUUAAAAACAAUUUUUAAAAACUCACUUUUCGUCCAGUUUUCGUCAUGAUUCAAAAUCAUUCGACCAAAAUUCGCUUCAAUAUUUCCAUGACGUGGUUUUCUGUAAAAUAGAAAUUCGUGAAAUUCAAAUAAGAAAGAAAAAACUGAAGAAAACUUCAAGAAAGCACAUUUUUCAAAAAAAAAUUACUUGUUGAGCACCAAUUCUAGUAUAAAACUAUCAAAAAUCAAUUGAACUUGUGUUACUUGUAAUAGGAAAAUAGAUAAAUAUGAAUUUUACAACAAGUUUCUUCGAAAAACAGCAAAAAAUACGUUUUCGAAAUAAAAAACAAAAAAACACGAAAAUAAAAGUAAAAAUGGAAGUGCGCUCCAUUGAUAAAAAUUGCGCGCUCGUUCAAAAAUUUGUGUGUUUUAUUUUUUUUUGUUUUUUUAUAGGGAAAAAUUAUCAGAUAAAAGGCAUAUCACGCUUAGUUUCAUGCAAAUUUAGUUAAAAAUUUUCCGGCGAGGUGAAAACAACCUUUUUGACUGAAAAUACGACGUUUUUACUGAAAAACAAGCAAAAAUUUGAUGUUUUUCAAGAAAAUCUCAAUUUGGCGAGUAAAAGACUGUGAUUUCCAGGAUGCUUACACAUUUGGUCACCCUGGCUAUGGUGGACAAUUUGUUCAUAUGGACCCAGUUUCCGAAUUGGCAAUAGUCUAUUUGGCAAAUGGUUUGAAAACUGGAACUGGAGAAUUGUGUGCAACUUAUAUGCGACUUUUGAAGGAAACUUAUAAUUCGAUAAGGAUUUGA
This is a messenger RNA of Caenorhabditis angaria, 4718 nucleotides long. The record is from the annotation of a GenBank genome assembly. NCBI's taxonomy places the organism in Eukaryota, Metazoa, Nematoda, Chromadorea, Rhabditida, Rhabditidae.